Molecule: messenger RNA, 1894 nt
Organism: Ixodes scapularis (black-legged tick)
Lineage: Eukaryota; Metazoa; Arthropoda; Arachnida; Ixodida; Ixodidae
Product: FAST kinase domain-containing protein 4
Exons: 10
Coding region: 149-1843 (564 amino acids)
Biological process (GO): regulation of mitochondrial mRNA stability; mitochondrial RNA processing
Cellular component (GO): ribonucleoprotein granule; mitochondrial matrix
Molecular function (GO): RNA binding
Source: RefSeq, a predicted model, not a curated record
GCAACCGGCGGCCUCAACGCCUCAACGAGUCUCCAAUGUCAUCGAGAGCACUAAACGCAAGGGACGCAAGCAAGUUACUUUCGCUUGCUGGGUCAUCGAUAUCUUAAAUGAGCCUGAUGGUUCCGUGACACGAGACGUCCCUUGCAGUAUGUUUGCUGUCUCAAGGACUAUUGUUGGCCCUUGCCGGCUGAGGGUGGCUCCCUUUAACUUUGCCAUCGUCGGCCGACACGCACCAACUGUCCACCAGGCCUUGCUUCUCAGCCCCGGCAUCCAGGAGAGGAUACGGCAGUCAGCCUCUUUCACGACUGCCACAGCACCUCAGACGAAUGCAUUGGGGCCGCAGCCCCAACCGGAGAUCAACUUCAGCACCGUCUGUAACAGGGUGGUAGACGGGCGGGAACAGGGACUUGGAGAUGGCGUCCUUGUCUCGGGUCUUCGGAGACUUUUGGAGUCCGAUGUCCCCUGCGAUGCUCACACACUUGCGUGCUUUGAGCAGUCCAUUCUCUGGAGGGCACGGAAGAUGAAGCUGCACAAUCUGUGUAUCUGUUUGUCUUAUCACAUCCGGUACCAGAAGACAGAGCUCCAGAAGCAGGUGGUGAGGCUGCUCCAGUCGCGCAUCCGGAGCCAGGUGGCCCACGCCAGCACCGUGUCGGACGUCAUCUGGCUGCUGGACGCAUCCGAGCAUGUGGGUGACCGCAAGUUUUUGCUGGAGGUAGAGGACCGUGCCCUGCAGCUCAUGGGCUCCCUCAAGCCCCAGGACAUCCGGCUGCUGGUGCGGGCCCUGGCCAGGCUUAAGCUGCGCCCGACCCCGCUCCUCCAGGCAGCGGCAUUCUACCUCGGCAAGGGCCACGGGGGUGCCUCCCUGAAGGAAGUGGUGACCCUGAUGCACGCGCUGCAGUCCCUGAGCUUUCCCGAGCCAGCCGUGCUGCUGCAGCUCACCGAGGCGUUCCUGUCCCAGCUCGACGACAGGGCCAAGGCAUCUCUCGUCUCCGCCUGCCUCACCAGCGUCGGGCAGGUGGCCUGGAGGCACCCCGAGCUUCUGGAGGCGUGUGCAUCGUGGAUAACUAAACAUGCGGCAGACUGCCGUCCCCACGACCUGGCCUCCUGUCUCCUUGCCCUGGCUCGUCUGCAGUAUGUGCCCGACUGCUCACCGCAGCUGUUUCCUUUACUGCUGGAGAGACUCACCCCUGACCACUUCCAAGAGGUUCCUGCGGUCUGGCUGGACCUAGUCUGGUCACUGGCACUUCUCGGGCUUGCCGAGCGACAUCAUCUAGAAUCGGUCCUCCGGCCUGAAUUCUAUACCCCGCUUUUAGAACCAUCAUCUCAUGUCGCUGCAUCGUCGAGACACAAGCUCCUUAACAUCAUUGCCGUUAGUGACCUCGAGUCUCCCGACAGCCCAAGGUUUCCCAAAGAUGUCAUCAGUUCUCUGUUGGAGACCCACAAGGUUGGUGAGCCUGGGGCACUGCACAAGUCUGUCAGGGAUGCACUGAGCAACUUGGCUCCCCUUGGAAGGUACCUGCUGACCAACCCAUCCCUCCCCUAUGGGAUUGCAGCAGAUGGAGAGAUGAUUGUGGACAAAAAUUUACAGCCGGUCCUGUUGGAGUCAACCAUUCAACCUGAGCACAAAAGGAUUGCCCUUGUUGUUCUGGACUUCAAAGACCUCACGCUGCACACCCAGGUGCCUACAGGCAGCAAUGCCUUGAGGCUACGUUUGCUGAGGAAGCUCGGCUAUGGUGUUCUAGAGGUACCUUACACAGAGUAUGACGAGAAGAAGCCAGUCCUACAAAGGGUGAAGUACUUGCAAGAGAAGCUGCGACUCACUGUUGCCAGUGAACACACUUAAUGUAGAAACACUGUAAUUAAUAUUAAUAACUAAUAAACCAUGUCCCCAAAA